Molecule: messenger RNA, 984 nt
Organism: Anopheles marshallii
Lineage: Eukaryota; Metazoa; Arthropoda; Insecta; Diptera; Culicidae
Gene: GlcAT-I
Product: galactosylgalactosylxylosylprotein 3-beta-glucuronosyltransferase I
Exons: 3
Coding region: 1-984 (327 amino acids)
Biological process (GO): carbohydrate metabolic process; chondroitin sulfate proteoglycan biosynthetic process
Cellular component (GO): Golgi membrane
Molecular function (GO): galactosylgalactosylxylosylprotein 3-beta-glucuronosyltransferase activity
Source: RefSeq, a predicted model, not a curated record
AUGAAUCAAGAAAUUCGUUUCCGGCUUAAACACGUAAUUAUCGGUGCGUUCAUCGUCGGGUUCCUAUUUUUCUACUUGCUAAGCUCAACUACGGACUGUGAAAGUGCAGAGUCAAGGUCAAACGGUGUCGAUGAAUCAUGGGCCCUGGGUCAAGGACGCGAUGCCUUUCUGCCUAACCGAAAGGGUCCCACGAUCUAUGCGGUGACACCGACCUACUCUCGACCGGUGCAGAAGGCCGAACUAACACGCCUAUCGCAUGUCAUUCGCUUGGUGCCAAACAUAUUCUGGGUUAUAGUGGAAGAUGCAACACAAACGUCGACACUGGUCACCAAUGUGUUAAGGCGAAGCGGUCUUCAAGAUCGAAGCGUGCAACUAUUUGCCAAAACGCCUACAAAUUUCAAGCUGCAAGGCAAAGACCCCAACUGGCUAAAGCCGCGUGGCGUGGAGCAGCGCAAUGAAGCGUUAAAGUGGAUACGGAAACAUUUGAAGCGCGAUGCAAUGGGAAAUGGGGACACCGAGUUAAGCCACUCGAUCGUAUACUUUAUGGAUGACGAUAAUACGUACAGCACGGAACUAUUUGAUGAAAUUUCCAAAAUUGAAAGCGGCAAGGUUGGCGUUUGGCCCGUUGGUUUGGUGGGUGGUUUGAUGGUGGAAAAGCCUGUCCUAAACAGAGACGGGCUGGUGCUGGGAUUUAACAGUGCCUGGAAACCGGAACGUCCAUUCCCGCUCGAUAUGGCAGGCUUCGCCAUUAGCUCCGACCUACUGUUGGACAACCCGCAAGCACAGUUUAGCUAUGAGGUCGAACGAGGCUAUCAGGAGAGUGAAAUAUUGCGCCACCUAACGAUCGCGCACGAUAUGCAGCCGCUUGCCAACCAGUGCAAGGAUGUGCUUGUGUGGCACACACGAACCGAAACUCCGAAGCUGGACGCGGAAAAGACGCUGCAAAAGAGUGGCAAAAAGUCGAACGACGGUAUGGAGGUGUGA